Messenger RNA from Racocetra fulgida, 491 nucleotides. Lineage: Eukaryota; Fungi; Glomeromycota; Glomeromycetes; Diversisporales; Gigasporaceae. The record is from the annotation of a GenBank genome assembly.
UUACUGAACUUUCUAAACAAGUUCAAGAAUUUGCUCAACAAUGUUUAGAAACCAAACAGCAAUAUGUGAAGGUGUUUGGUUUUGUGAAAGCAUUAAUAAAUAAGGCAGUUAAAUUAAAUUUAAAUAAAAAGAUACUUACAAUGCUUGACAAUUUUAAGAAAAAAGAAAUUGACACAGUUCUUACCAAUAGUGAUGCUAUUAUUUCAUUAGAUGAAAGUAAAUAUGAACAAGAGAAUAAAGUUAAGAAAAUGCAAAAAAGAAAGAGCUCAGAAGUUAGUGGUAAAAAUCCUAUUGUAAAACAUCAAAAAGGUUGUCUACAGAAAGAACCCGAGUUCUCAGUAGUAUUGAGGCUAGCCAGUAUUUAUCAGCAAGUUCAAAAUCUAAAAAUAUUACUUGUGCAUAUUGCUAUGAAACUGUUUAUAAUAUUAGAAGUUGCAAAAAAAAGCUUGAUGAUGCUGAUAUUGAGAAAUAAUUUAAAGCAAGUUAAGUAA